Messenger RNA from Dromiciops gliroides (monito del monte), 1910 nucleotides. It is a transcript of the gene TMEM109, whose product is annotated as transmembrane protein 109. Lineage: Eukaryota; Metazoa; Chordata; Mammalia; Microbiotheria; Microbiotheriidae. The coding region runs from base 188 to 916 and encodes 242 amino acids. The transcript has 4 exons. Gene Ontology annotation, biological process: cellular response to gamma radiation; intrinsic apoptotic signaling pathway in response to DNA damage by p53 class mediator. The record is from RefSeq and is a predicted model, not a curated record.
CGUGGCCGUGCGGGCCCGCGUGUGCGGAGGGGGACGCUGCGGGCUGUGUUGAAGCGAAGCCCGGGCGGGUCGGAGGACCGGGAAGGGCGAGAGAGGGGACCCGUUGCUAGGCAACCGGGGGCGGUGUUUCUAGGCAACUCCGGCGCCCCGCGGAGCGCGCAUCCUGCGGCUGGAGGGAGGCAGAGGCAUGAUGAGGUUGGCCUACAGAUUCUUGAUGGGCCGAAUUAUGCCCAAAGCACUCUUGGGAGCCUUCCUGGUCCUCCUUCUUGUCCUGCACGUGACAAGUUCCCAGCAAGACUUCCAAUCGAGAAGACAGCAGCAGAGGGACCCCCCAGCUGACUUCCUGUCCCAAACAGGCUCAAUUCUUCGGGAGACCCUGGAUGCCUGGAUCGGGCCUGAGGUUAUGCACGCUGUGGCCGAGACCACGUCACAGGUGCUCUGGGCCAUCUCGUCCGCCAUCUCCGUGGCCUUCUUUGCUCUCUCUGGGAUCUCUGCGCAGCUUCUGAAUGCCAUGGGGCUUGAUGGGGAGCACCUCACCCAAGGCUUGAAGCUCAGCCCCGCCCAAGUCCAGACCUUCCUCCUGUGGGGAGCGGGGACCCUUGUGGCCUACUGGGUGCUGGCCCUGCUCCUGGGCCUGCUCUUGGCUCUGCUGGGCCGGAUCCUGUGGGGCCUGAAGCUGGUCGUCUUCCUUGUGGGCUUUGUGGCCGUGGUCAGGUCUGUGCCAGACCUGUCCAUCCGGGCCCUGCUACUGCUGGGCAUGCUGACUCUGUAUGCCCUGCUAAGCCGGCUGAGCGGCAGCCGAGCUUCGGGAGCUCAGCUGGAGGCCAAGAUUCGGGGCCUGGAGCGGCAAGUGGAAGAACUCCGCUGGAGGCAACGGAGAGCCGCCAAGGCCUCCCGGAGCGCAGAGGAGGAGUGAGGGGGCCUGCGGCGGGGGCGAGGGAGCCCGGAUGUUGCUGCCGCUGUCAUCACACCAAAGAGCUGAGCUGCUUCUGGGUCAUGGAGCCCUCCGCCUGCCCCCAGCCAGGAGAUGAAGGCUGCUUCUCUCCCCCUCCCCGUCCCCUCCUCAGGGCCUCUCCUGGAUCGGUUCCCAGAGCUUUCCCUUCCCCCCAGCCCAGCGGGGGCUUCUGGAGCUGGGGAGGGCCUGCCCCCUCUCCAACUCCUCUUCCUCCCCGUAAGCACACCACUGCCGCGGCCUUCACACAGACCUCCAGACACGUGUGGCAUGGACGGACCUCGGUGCAGCACACCCUGCCUCUCUCUCUGCUGUCCUGGGAUGCCAGCCUCUGGUGGCCCUGCCCCCUCUUGCUUCCCCUUGGCAGCCCUGUGUGUCCUGUGCACCACCACCCGGUGGGGAGGAAACAUGAGCUGGCCACUUGAGGGAGCCCCCCUGAAUCCUUAGGGUUCAGAUUUGGGGUCAGGGCGGGGGUCAAAUCUGUGACAAGUGCCUUCAAUGAAGCCAGCAGUGCCUGCUUCUUGCCUGCUCUACCUAGGAAUGUGUAUUUUGGUGCCUUAGGAGUCGAGGGAGGAGCAGCCUCCUAGAAUCCUGACACCUUUCCAGCCAAAGAGCCCCCAGUGAGCAAGCUAGUCAGUGCAGCCUGACCCUGGGCCUGUAGCGAGUGCCUGAAGGGAUCCAUCAGAACCCACUGGGGAUGUUGGACCCUCCCCCCCCAGCCCCCAACUCUUCUUCCCCGAGGACCAGAGGCCUCUGGGUAACAGGGUGCCCACAAAAAACUGUGCACCGGCAGCAGGCUUCUCUGGGAGUCUGGGGGAGAGGAGGCCCAGGGGAGGGGUUUGGGCUCUGCUCUGAGGUGCCGGCUGCCAGUGAUCACUAUUCUUACUGAAGCUCGCUGGGUUUAAAUUAAAAAACAAAUGCGCGCUAUUUUGUUCCAUAUAAAACGUGUUUAAUCAAA